Messenger RNA from Oreochromis aureus, 1584 nucleotides. It is a transcript of the gene aqp7, whose product is annotated as aquaporin 7. Gene Ontology annotation, biological process: glycerol transmembrane transport; water transport. NCBI's taxonomy places the organism in Eukaryota, Metazoa, Chordata, Actinopteri, Cichliformes, Cichlidae. The record is from RefSeq and is a predicted model, not a curated record. The transcript is spliced from 7 exons. Gene Ontology annotation, molecular function: urea transmembrane transporter activity; water channel activity; glycerol channel activity. Bases 134 to 1060 code for a protein of 308 amino acids. Gene Ontology annotation, cellular component: plasma membrane; basolateral plasma membrane.
GAGUGUGUUGAAGCCUUUAAAUUGUGGACAACUUCCAAUAGAUGUGAGUGACAAAGAGAGACUGAGAAACACAAUUAGGGAAAAAAGUCCUGAGGUUGAAAGGAGAGAAGAAGAGGAAGAAAAAGAAGAAGAAAUGAAGGACUUGGCGCAGUCAGUAGAAGUUGGGGUGUUUCAGCAGAGGGGAGGUAAAGUAACUCGACCAAAAGUUUGGCUAAAGAAUGAACUCAUUCGUGUGGGACUUGCUGAAUCACUUAGCACAUAUGUCAUGAUGUCAUUGGGCUUGGGGUCUGUGGCCCAGGUAGUGACCGGUCAGGGAGCUUUUGGACAGUACCUCAGCAUCAACCUGGGUUUUGGACUGGCUGUUGCCAUGGGGUCUCAUGUUGGAGGGAAGAUCUCGGGGGCUCAUAUGAACGGAGCCGUAUCAUUCACAAUGUGUGUGUUUCGCCGCCUCCCGUGGAAGAUGCUACCUCUUUAUAUUUCGGCACAGCUAUUGGGGUCAUUUCUGGCAGCAGGAACAAUUUAUGCUGUCUACUAUGAAGCCAUUCAUGACUACUGUGGAGGGAACCUGACUGUGACUGGUGAGAAGGCCACAGCUGGUAUCUUUGCCACCUAUCCUGCUCCAUACCUCUCUCUGAUAGCUGGAUUUUUUGACCAGGUAUUUGGCACAGCGAUGCUACUACUGUGCCUUAUGGCUCUAUCUGACCAGAAGAACAAACCAGCGCCAGCAGGAAGUGAGCCUGCAUUUGUGGGUUUCCUGGUGCUUCUCAUUGGCAUUUCUUUGGGUAGCAACAGUGGCUAUGCCAUCAACCCCACCAGAGACAUCGCACCCAGGGUUUUCACUGCCAUGGCAGGCUGGGGAACUGAUGUGUUCAGGGUUGGAAAUGGAUGGUGGUGGGUGCCUCUAGUUGCCCCCCCUAUUGGAGGAGUCCUUGGAGCAGGGCUAUACAAGGCUGUUGUGGAACUGCAACACCCACACCUCUCUGAAGCAGGUGGAGAGAUGGUUGAAGAAGCUGUCCCUCUGGAUAAAGAGAUAAAUACCAGUGAAAAUGUGUGUGUGUGACACCCUAGCUAAGUUGACAGCUAAGUGAAUAGCUCUAUGAAGAUGCAACAUUCAAUGAAGGUAAAGGGUUAAAAAGCCCAAAACUAACUUGUUAGAUGGGAGACAGAAGACGAUUAGCAAACAGGGAGUGAAAUAAAGAUUUGUUUAAAUCAAAAAUGCUCACCGUGUUUUACACAAUUUCAACAUCAACUUAAGCUGGGUGUGGUGAAUUAAUUUUCCCAAGUGGCAACAUGGGAAACUGAGACUGUUGUGGAGGGCCGCACCAAUAAGAUGAACUCAUUUCUGCUCAAUAUUAAUUAUUCCUUUAUAAGCUGCUGCUGGUAAGAGUAGAUGUUACAAUUAGGCCCUAAUUGUGGUCUCUUGGGAAAAUUAAUUGCCCAUCCCUGACUUAUUCUUCUAGAGUUAGUGUAAAUGAUAGACUACAAUACAUAUAAAAUAUACACUAUUAGACAUUUUGACUCACUGUGCUCGUUACUAUACGCUACAAUAAAAAGGUUUAAGACAAACAUAGGGUCACUUUAGAG